Molecule: messenger RNA, 2276 nt
Organism: Striga asiatica
Lineage: Eukaryota; Viridiplantae; Streptophyta; Magnoliopsida; Lamiales; Orobanchaceae
Source: the annotation of a GenBank genome assembly
CUAUGAUUGACAUAUGUAUGACACAUGAAAUUAUGGAACACCAAAAAGUCUAAAACUCUAUUUGAAUAUCUGUGCAUUUAUAAGAAAAAAAUGUUUCAAUUAUAAGAUUUGUAAAUCAUUAUUAUAUCAAAGGAUAAAUUAAUUUAAAUUAUAGUAAUUUAAAUUUAUUUCACUUUUAUUUACAACCAUAAAUGCAGUUAUAUAUGUUAUAAAUGUUGAAUAAUUUUAGACAAAUUGUUAAUUUUCAAUGAGAAAAAUUGUCCAAAGGGGGGUGAAUAGCAUUGAGUAAAAACCAAGGUCCAAUUUGUCCAGUUACACUGUUACCCAUGCUGCAGACGAGCUCAACCAGACUCAUCCAGACCUCUCUUUCCCCAACCCUAAAAUCAAAAUCCCCAAUUUCAAAACUUCAUUUUGCAGACAUUCACAUCAUGCAAUCGCCAUGCAUAGAUGCUUGCAAAACCUUCAAGGGCAGCAUCUUCCAGCUGCAAUUCCAUGGAAUUCAGAUUGAUCACUGCUCCAUUUUCUCUUCUUCUUCAGCUCGCCGGCGCAGUUCUCAUCCCAGCAUCUCGUGCAAUUUCACCGCAAAUUAUGGUCAUCAAGUUGAAAAUCAGAGAAGAGUUACGGGAGUUCGAGCAAAGGGGAAGGAGAACGUGUGGAGCAUUGACAACGAGAUGGCAAGAGCGGAGAAGGAAAAGGAGAGAAUGGCGAGGAGGAGGAAGAUGAGAAAGGGAAGAAAGAGAGUGAGGCAUGUGAACAGGAAAGGUGGUAAAGUUAUGGUGUCUGGUUCAAUGUUAAUGGAAGUCGAAACAGUCUUGCAGACACAGGAGCCAGUAAUUCGACCUUCAUGGCAUACAUUUGUAAGUAGUGUUAGUGGGAUAUGGAAGGGAGUGGGAGCCGUAUAUUCACCCAUCACGGCAGAGAUGGAACCGGUUGAGAUUGGGGGCAGAAAUGAGAAUUUAUUUGAUUGCUACACUUUGUCGCACAUCGAGGCAUUGCCUUCCACUUCUGGGGUUCAGAGUACUCGAAUAAAUAGGAAAGUAAAUUGGAUCCCACUGAAUCCUUAUGGUGAAGCUAAGAGUAUUGGAGAUGUUCGUGGGAAUAAAGAACACGAUGAUGCAUCAUUGCCCCCAAUUGAAUCGUUCGACUUCGGAGGCAGUGAUGUGAUGGAAGAAGAUGUGAUGGGCAUGGAGCCUGGUCUCGUUUUCUUUGAGGAUGGAUCAUAUUCCAGAGGCCCAGUGGAUAUUCCAAUCGGAGAUUCAGAAGAGACUGAAUACUAUCUUUCUCCUACUUUCAAGUUUGAGCAAUGUUUGGUCAAAGGUUGCCACAAGAGACUGCGCGUAGUACAUACUAUAGAGUUCAGCAGUGGUGGUUCAGAUAUCCAAAUAAUGAGGGUUGCGGCAUAUGAAGAAGAAUGGGUCAGCCCGUCCAAUAUCCCCAUCACCAGUGAGCUGGCAUUGGACCUGAAGCCCUUCUCCCAGAGAAAAAGGGUGCAACCAUCGGAACUCACGGGCUCCUGGAAAGUGUUUGAGGUGAGCGCCACGCCAAUCUACGGUGAGGAUCUAACAAUCGAGGAAGGGAACACCGCCCCAUACGUGUACCUCUGCACGGAGAAUCUGAACAAGAGGAGCCUUCCCGAGAACCCAGUUUACUUCCGGGAGGAGGAGAUGGUGGAUAUGCAGGACGUGAGUGUCCUGUGGCUGCCAGGUGGCGUGACAGCCUACGUGGACGUGAAGAAGGACGGUGUUCUGUGCAUAGGGGUCGGGUGGUACUCAGAUGAAGGGAUUAACCUAGUGAUGGAGAGGGACUAUGGGUUGGACGGGAAGCUUAGGGAGGUGAGGUCCAAGUCCGAGAUGAAGAGGAGGUGGACAAAUCCUCCCCCGAUGUAAGAACCUCUAUCUAUCUAUCUCUCUCUCCUAAAAUAGUUGGUCUUUAUGGAUCGAGGAAUAUUUUGGUAAUUGUCAUUGAUAAUUUUGAUUCCUACCACGCUAAAUAUGUGCAUGGUAGGAAUUUAUACCUUUUUAGCAACGUAAUGGGUGGUUAAUACACACGUGUGACAAAGGCAUCACAUCAUUUUUAAAAUCAACGACUCAUACAGUUGCACAGCACAUUAUUUUAAAACCUACACAGGCGAGCUUGCUUUGGAAGAAAGAAGAAGAAGAGAUAGUCGACUUUUUUCGAGCGAAAUGCAAGGAUUAAGUAUGAAUUGAGAGGAAAUGCAAGGAUUGAGUAUGAAUUGAGAGGAAAUGCAAGGAUUGAGUGAAGUGAUCUGUAGAAAU